UACUAUGUGUAUUUAAUCAUUGAUAUUUUCAUCAAUACAUAGGUUGUGUUUGGGUGUCUCCUGUUUCCUGGUCUACAGACAUGAAGUGUGUGAUCCUCUUGGCCAUUUUGACUGGAGUUUUCGCUGCUCCUUUUGUGAAGGAGGAUCAAGCAAAACGUUUCAUUCGACUGAGGAGACAGGUGGGCUACUGGGACCCGAACCACUCUCAGAACCAGUGGGGCUACACCAUCCAGGAGCAGGCUAAUGAGUACUGGACCGCCCUCCGAACAGAUGCUCAGUAUUACAUGGACAUGGGCAACAUGAUGUUUGACCAGUCUGUGGCCAAUGAAAACAACAGGCUCUAUAUGGAAAUGUUACGCAACGCACGAGCUCACCUGGACAGCCAGACCGGGCGUCACAGAUAGGAAAUGAAUAAGGCUGCAGUGACAUGAAAACGUGGACGAAAACAACUUCAAAAUAAAACUCAGAUAUUUACGCAAAUGUGAUGUAAACUAUGGAGUAACCAGCAAUACAUAAACUAUAUUACAUUAAAAUAAUAUGCUGAGCUUCAACUAUGGAAUGUUUUAUUCUCUUAGUGAUGAUUUCAAAGAAAAAAAAAGAGCUUUGCUGAAUGUGUCACGCAUGGAAAUAUUACAUUUUAUUAAAAUA
Molecule: messenger RNA, 648 nt
Organism: Salarias fasciatus (jewelled blenny)
Lineage: Eukaryota; Metazoa; Chordata; Actinopteri; Blenniiformes; Blenniidae
Exons: 4
Coding region: 81-404 (107 amino acids)
Source: RefSeq, a predicted model, not a curated record